This is a messenger RNA of Necator americanus (New World hookworm), 282 nucleotides long. RefSeq lists its product as uncharacterized. NCBI's taxonomy places the organism in Eukaryota, Metazoa, Nematoda, Chromadorea, Rhabditida, Ancylostomatidae. The coding region runs from base 1 to 282 and encodes 93 amino acids. The record is from RefSeq and is a predicted model, not a curated record. The transcript has a single exon.
AUGCGAGGAACAGUAGAUCAGUGUCAUGCCGAUAUCAUUCUAGCAUCAUCAGAACACCCCUUGACCGAUCUCGAGUACGCUGACGAAGUUGUUAUAUUCACGGGAAGCAGCACGAAACUUCUGCAUUUUGUCAACCUUGCAUCGAAGCUGGCUGCAGCCUAUGGACUACGUCUACGCCCUGAUGAAUGCAUGCAGAUGUGGAUUUCUUUGAGACCUCGAACGGGAAUCAGGGUGGACGGACAACCGAUCGAACUCUUCGAUGAGUUCUGCAACCUGGGCUGA